Messenger RNA from Solanum dulcamara, 1231 nucleotides. RefSeq names its product bidirectional sugar transporter N3-like. Gene Ontology annotation, biological process: carbohydrate transport. The record is from RefSeq and is a predicted model, not a curated record. Lineage: Eukaryota; Viridiplantae; Streptophyta; Magnoliopsida; Solanales; Solanaceae. Gene Ontology annotation, molecular function: sugar transmembrane transporter activity. Gene Ontology annotation, cellular component: membrane. The coding region runs from base 118 to 1032 and encodes 304 amino acids. The transcript is spliced from 6 exons.
AUUUCACAGCCAAAUAGAAAUUAAACUUUAUUGUCUUUUGCAACUCUAGCAUUUUUGGGUGAGAGACAAAGUGCUAGAAAUUUGCAAUAAUUUGGGUAGAAACAUUAAAAAAGAGAGAUGGCGGGUAUUUCUGGUCAUUGGGCUUUUGCUUUUGGUGUCCUUGGUAAUAUUAUCUCAUUCAUUGUGUUCCUUUCUCCAAUACCAACGUUUUAUAAAAUUUACAAGAAGAAAUCAACGGAAGGAUACCAAUCAAUUCCAUACGUGGUUGCUCUCUUUAGUUCCAUGCUCUGGAUUUACUAUGCACUUUUGAAGACCAACACAACACUACUCAUAACUAUUAACUCAUUUGGUGUCUUCAUUGAAACUAUCUACGUUGGUUUCUACCUUUUCUACGCACCAAAGAAAGCCAAGGUCCAAACUAUAAAAAUGCUCAUGUUAUCAGUGGUUGGUGGAUUUGGUGCAAUCAUUCUUGUUACUCAAUUUCUAUUCAAAGGAGCCGUUCGUGGACAAGUUGUUGGAUGGAUUUGCCUUAUUUUCUCCUUAUGUGUAUUUGUUGCACCCUUAGGCAUAGUGAGACAAGUUAUUAAAACAAAGAGUGUGGAAUACAUGCCACUUCUCUUAUCAGUUUUUCUCACAUUAAGUGCUGUGAUGUGGUUCUUUUAUGGUCUUCUACUAAAGGACAUUAACAUUGCUGCUCCAAAUGUAUUGGGAUUUAUCUUUGGUAUACUCCAAAUUGUGUUGUAUGUAAUAUAUAGCAAAAAGGAGAAGGCCAUCUUAAAAGAGCAAAAACUUCCAGAGAUACAAAAGCCCGCAGUAAUUGUGGUGGAUGACAACACAAAUGUUAAUAAUAAGAAGCUUCCAGAACUCACACAAGAACAAAUUAUUGAUAUAGUGAGGCUUGCAGGUUUACUGGCUUGUACAGAUAAAGUACAGGUUGCCACGUGUCCACAUGAUCAUACUAAUUGUGGAGUUGAGGCAACUAAUAAUAAUGUAGAAAACAUGCCUAAGCUGCCAACUGUGGAAGCCACCUAAUUAGUAAAGUAGUUAGUACUUAGUAGAACUAAAAAUUGUGGAUUUAAUUUGGCAUUAAUUCCUUUGUUUAGCUUUUCAUAAUACUCAUGUGUUAUUUGUAAACAAGUUAUCUCUAUUUUGUGUAAGCUUUCUCUUCCCAUAUGUCCUAUAGUACUAUUCAUAAAGGAAUAAAAUGGUUACCAUUAAAUUAAAGUAUAUA